AUGGUGAAAAAGCUCGGUCAGUGGCUCCCACAUGCAUUGAGCGACGGCAACCGCCAAAGUCGCCUGGACAUCUGCACUCAGCUGCUCUCCAGAAGCCGCAUAUUCGAUUGGCUGGACACCAUUGUCACUGGAGAUGAAAAAUGGGUCCUCUACGUCAGCCACACCCACAAACGUGCGUGGUGCGCUGGCGAUGAAAUGCCGGAUCCUUUCGUGAAAGGUGAAAUCCAUGAGAAGAAAGACAUGCUGAGCGUCUGGUGGGUAGUUCAUGGAAUCUACCGUUACCGACCACACGACAGUUACUGCCGAGGUCUACUGCGCUCAACUACAAAGGAGGCCGACAAGAUCUGCAAGGAGCACCCGAAGCUCGACAACGUUCGCCUGCUGCACGAUAACGCGCGCCCUCACAUCGCGAAGAAGACUUCCCAGAAAAUUCAGGAGCUCGGAUGGGAAGUUCUACCGCACCCACCGUACAGCCCGGACCUGGCCCCGAGCGACUACAACCUCUUCCGAUCGCUUCAGCAACACCUGGAAGAGAAGCGCUAUGAUGAUCGUGACCACCUCGAAAAUGACUCUAGAGCUUUCUUCACCUCCAAGGCGCCGGAGUUCUAUGCCAAAGGGAUCCGUGAUCUUGUGAGACGUUGGCAGAAGGUUGUCGAUGUUGAUGGAGAUUAUCUCGUCGAAUAA
Necator americanus (New World hookworm) is the source of this 684-nucleotide messenger RNA. RefSeq lists its product as uncharacterized. Gene Ontology annotation, cellular component: nucleus; condensed chromosome; site of double-strand break. NCBI's taxonomy places the organism in Eukaryota, Metazoa, Nematoda, Chromadorea, Rhabditida, Ancylostomatidae. The record is from RefSeq and is a predicted model, not a curated record. Gene Ontology annotation, biological process: replication fork processing; mitotic DNA integrity checkpoint signaling; DNA integration. Bases 1 to 684 code for a protein of 227 amino acids. The transcript has a single exon. Gene Ontology annotation, molecular function: histone H3K4 methyltransferase activity; DNA topoisomerase binding; double-stranded DNA binding.